This is a messenger RNA of Acanthopagrus latus (yellowfin seabream), 2095 nucleotides long. Its product is annotated as nocturnin-like. Gene Ontology annotation, biological process: circadian rhythm. The transcript has 7 exons. The coding region runs from base 629 to 1774 and encodes 381 amino acids. The record is from RefSeq and is a predicted model, not a curated record. Gene Ontology annotation, molecular function: poly(A)-specific ribonuclease activity. Lineage: Eukaryota; Metazoa; Chordata; Actinopteri; Spariformes; Sparidae.
CCCACAUCUGCCCUCAUCACCCACAUGCGCUGACCUCUAUCACUGAUUUACGUGAAAUCCUCAAAUCUGGCAACGGCAGAGAUUGUGCCACCCACCGUUAUCUGUCAUGUGAGCCUGACUUGUGUUUCCAGCCCAUACACACAUCUCGGGGAGCCCAGGCUCGACCCCACUGUUUGCUCGGGUGUUUUUUUCAGACUUCCUGUAUGAAGUUUGACAGUUGGUCCCUGUGCAGCUCCUACCAGCAGAUGGCAGAAGGAACCGGGCUUCUCUCCACUGUGACCUUCCCCCUGCAGCUAGAGGGUCAAGCAGCCACCCACUUCGCUCUGAACAAAAACACGCAGGCACGUGCACAGAGAAGCACAAUCCCUGUAUCAGUGUCGAUCACUGCUAGGACCUCAUAAAGGCAGAGGGAGAAAGUUGUCGACAGGGCAGCAGCUGAACAAGUGGAGCUGAAGGGAAAUCAGCAGUUUACUCCUGUAAAGAAGGGCUCCAAACACCAAACAACAUGAUGAGGCCCCACCUGCAUAAUAGCAACAGCCAAUAGGAAGCAAUCACAUGACCCAGCAUAAUGAGACAAUGAGAGACCAAGAGAAGAGAUGAGAUGACAUAAAAGUGUACAUUGUGUCCAAUGGGUGGAGGUGCCACCAGGCUGUACAGCGCCCUGACUCAGACCCUCAGCAGCUCUCCUCUCCCCCUCCCUCCAUCCCAUCUGGACCCCCUCCCUCCUGCAGACAUAAACCUGGAUCCAGCUUUCUGUCAGGGGCAGAGGGUGUCCGAUCCAGUGGAGCUGCUUCGACAGUGUGAGGAGGCCCUCAGAGACAGCCCGCCUCGCUUCCACAGGAAGUUCACUCAUGUCGGUGAUGGAGGCAGCGCCCCCAGCAGCCCCAUCAGGGUGAUGCAGUGGAACAUAUUGGCACAAGCUCUGGGCGAGGGACUCGACAGUUUUGUCCAGUGUCCCCUGGAGGCCCUCAGCUGGUCCCACAGGAAGUUCCUCAUCUUAGAAGAGAUCCUCACCUACCGACCUCAUAUCCUGUGUUUGCAGGAAGUUGACCACUACUAUGACACCCUCCAGCCAGUCCUGUCAGGUCUUGGUUACAGCGGUAACUUCUGCCCUAAACCAUGGUCGCCGUGCCUGGAUGUCGAGGGCAACAACGGCCCCGAUGGCUGCGCACUGUUCUUCGAUCAGUCACGAUUUGAGUUCCUGGAUAGCGUGAACCUACGGCUCUCUGCCAUGAGGAUACCAACCAAUCAGGUUGCUGUGGUGACAAUGCUACGUUGUCGCAGCACAGGUCGAUGCUUUUGCAUUGCAGUGACCCACCUGAAGGCUCGUUCUGGCUGGGAGUGGCUCCGCAGCGCCCAGGGCUCCGACCUUCUCCGACACCUGCAGAAUCUGGUCCAGAGACAAGCCGGCAGCCAAACAGGUGCCCCUACCCCUGACAUUCCUCUGGUCAUAUGUGGAGAUUUCAACGCAGUCCCCACUGAGGAGGUGUACCGACGUUUCACAGCAUCGCCUCUUGGUUUGGACUCGGCCUAUAAGAAACUCAGCCAGGACGGUUUGACUGAGCCAGAAUACACAACAUGGAAGAUUCGACCUACUGGGGAAUGCUGCACCACUCUGGACUACAUCUGGUACACGCAGGACUCACUGAGAGUGGACGCAGUUUUGGACAUGCCCACGGAGGAGCAGAUUGGGCCAAACAGGCUUCCAUCCUUCAGCUAUCCGUCUGACCAUCUUUCUCUGGUGUGUGACUUCAGCUUUAAGGAGAAAGAGUGAGAAGGACAAGAUGGACCAGGACGCAGGAAGAGACCCCGCUGUGAAGAGACAGUCGAGACUGGCUCCUGAUCGACUUUUCUCAACAAGAUGGCGUGCCAAGGAGACGCCACAACUGAGUGAAAGGACAGACAGGACGCCGAACACCCAGAGUUCACACUGCCAAUGACCUACAGAGUGACUGAGAAUAAAGUGAUUUUGCUGUACGUUUGAGUUUUAAUAUUUGAUGAUUGUUGCAGUUAAGUAUUUACAUUUACUCCCCCUGAUGAUGCUCUGUGGUUACUCUCUUGGUUUUGGAAUUAAAGGUUCGCCUAAAAUGAUCAA